Messenger RNA from Mugil cephalus (flathead mullet), 2680 nucleotides. RefSeq names its product reticulon 4 receptor (gene rtn4r). The coding region runs from base 569 to 1975 and encodes 468 amino acids. The transcript is spliced from 2 exons. Gene Ontology annotation, molecular function: protein binding. Gene Ontology annotation, cellular component: plasma membrane. The record is from RefSeq and is a predicted model, not a curated record. NCBI's taxonomy places the organism in Eukaryota, Metazoa, Chordata, Actinopteri, Mugiliformes, Mugilidae.
CCUCUCCUUCCACCUCUCCGUGGUGAACGCACACUGACGCGCACCAGUGCGGCCGACAUCCACUCUCAUGCACCACACACUUUUUUUUUCCUCCUCCGUGUACUUGGGAAAUAUACCGCGGGGCAAGUGAUCGGACGUCGGAUAUGUGCUGCGAUUCCAAAACAUGGAUCCAAUACUCUUUUUUCGCCUGUGCCGUUGAUUCUCCACUCCUGCGCUGACACUUUGAGCCAUUUGCGCGUCCUACAUUUUGGGGAGGUGUCGGCAGGCGUGUCGAGUCUUCUUAUCCCAAUUUGGAUGUUUAUCGCUGACUGCUUUUGAGUCCCUCGUCCACAUGACUGAGCAAGGGUGCAGCCGGAGACGUGGCUCCCCACUUGGGAAGACCUACGGCUAAAGUUUGAAGGGUGCUGGGUUGCUUUGGUCUGCCCGUUUCCCACUAAGCGUUUUUUUGGAUUUGCAAUCACCCAGAAAUUGCAACGCGCGGCGGAUAUCGUAUCUAUCUCCCCACUCAGUGGGAUUCGUUCGACUUGGAUUUAUACAGCUGCUGGAUUUCACCCCCGCCAUCCAAAUCAUGAAGACCGUUAUUAUUGAUGGGGCGCGACUCCUUUUUCUGGUGAUGUGGCUGAACCUUGUGCCUCAAACUGACAGCUGCCCUGCCAAGUGUGUGUGCUACAGUGAGCCCAGGCCCACUGUGGCCUGCCAACAACAAGGACUGUUUUCCAUCCCUACUGAGAUCCCUGUGCGGAGCCAACGGAUAUUCCUCCAGAACAACAAGCUGACAGUGGUGAGAUCCACCAGCUUCAGCUCUUGCCACAACCUCACGGUUCUCUGGCUCUACUCCAACAACAUCAGCUACAUCGAAGCUGGAGCCUUCUACGGCCUAGAGAAACUGGAGGAACUGGACAUUGGAGACAACAGCAAUCUCCGAACCAUCAGCCCAACAGCCUUCCGGGGCUUAACUAAGCUGCACACCCUCCAUCUGCACAGGUGUGGCCUGUCGGAACUCCCUGUUGGAGUUUUCAGAGGAAUGUUCUCUCUACAGUACCUUUACCUGCAGGACAAUAACAUUUUAACCCUCCAUGAUGACACUUUUCUGGACCUUGCCAACCUCACCUAUCUCUACCUACACAAUAACAAGAUCAAGAUAGUAACAGACAACAUGUUUCGAGGCUUAGUCAAUCUGGACCGGCUGCUGUUGCACCAAAAUCGGGUUAUCUAUGUCCAGCCCAGGGCUUUUAACGAUCUUGGUAAACUUAAAUCCUUGUUCUUGUUCUUCAACAAUCUCACUGUCUUGACAGGGGAGACCAUGGACCCACUCGUUUCUCUCCAGUAUCUGCGUUUGAAUGGAAACCAGUGGAUCUGUGACUGCCGUGCAAGGACCUUAUGGGAUUGGUUCAAACGUUUCAAAGGUUCCAGCUCUGAGCUGGAGUGCCACAUUCCUGAGUUCCUGGCAGGGAAGGACCUGAAACGGCUCAAAAGUGAAGACUUGGAGGGAUGUGUGGAAACACCUCAAAUCCAGACAAGUCUCUUCAGCGCCAAGGCCCAAUCAGGGAAAUUCCCUUCCACUGAGAGCCCUUUGGGGGACGCCAUCCCCAGGUGUUGCCUUGGAGAUAAUGACAAGUCCUCCAUCCUCUCUGGAAAGAGUCGCCAGAUCACUAACAACGCCCCCAAGGACAAGGAGAACAUGUCCAAAACUAAGUUUAACGAGCCGGAAAGAACAAAAAAUGAGACCCAGAACAAGCAAAACGAUGGACCACUGGGAACCUUGUCCAACACCCUGGACAAGUCUUUGGAAAACCUAAGCCCUGACCUUCUAGACAAUAUUGAAUCAUCUACAGCGUCAAGCAAAAAUAAAAAAAAGAAGUGCUCCAAAAAGCCCAAAUCAGACACCCACUGCAUCAAAGGCGGGGGUUCUGCUCUGCAAGUGCUGCCCUUUCUCUUCAUUCCCAUGACCUGGAUAUCUCUAGCCAUGUCCUAGGACUCCUGAUCCCUCUUCAAACACAGGACUCAAGAAUGUUGAUGCUCAUGACAAUGAUACAGAAGAUGCAGUGACAUCUACAACAGGCAGUGACUGAAAAGCGAGGAGUCACGUUGACCAUGAUGUUGCAGAGGGCAAACAAUAAUGACGACGACAGAGUACAUUUAACAAAAUGGAUGCCUUUACAGAACACUACAGAUCUAAUGUAAAUAACGAACUGGUGCCCAGAAUUGUUUGUUCUCUAUGUACUCAACUGUACUGUGUCUAAGCUACACUUUGGAGACUCCUCCCUUUUCCUUCUCAAAAGCUUUUACUGCUUAGACAGACCACCGAACGAGACGAAAAAAAAAAGAAAAAGGAAAGACACAAACAAAAAACAAAACAAACAAAAACUGGGAACCAGAGACAGAACGCACACAAAGAAUGUUUGGUCUGUUUAAUGAAGAUAAACUAUCUCCCCUCAUUAUUUAUUCAAAGUCAUGCAUUUGUUGGGUAAUGUUUUGGUUUUUUUAUGUUUAUAAAAUGUUUUACCUCCCCCUGAUUUUUAGUUCUAUUUUCAUGACAGAAAGGAUAUAUGGGCAGCAUCGACCAAAAGAAUGCUGUCGGUUUGUUCAUGGAGAUUGCAAUGGAACCAUAGAUAUGCAUUUUAUUUUACUUGUGUACAAGUAUGAAUAUAUUAUGAAUAAAAGUUCUUAUUUCGUAGAA